Molecule: messenger RNA, 10223 nt
Organism: Rattus norvegicus (Norway rat)
Lineage: Eukaryota; Metazoa; Chordata; Mammalia; Rodentia; Muridae
Source: RefSeq, a predicted model, not a curated record
GAGCUCUGUUGGGAGGGCUGGGACAGAUUCUAUCAGCCCACUCUUUCUUUCCCUACCCCUUGCAGACUGAAGGCCCUGCUCACACAGGACUGCUAACUUCAUUCUCUCAGUCCCGUUCUUUACCACAGUCUUUACCACGGAGCUCCAGAGCGUGCGCCUUGACUAGCUUAUAGGGAGUUGAGAGCUUUCCGGGGCACCACCACAGGGUUUCGGGUAACCCAGACCCUAAUCCAAGGGUUGUUUGCCUUUGGUCACGACCACCCCCCUUUGUCGACCUACUGUAUAAACAUUCUUGUUUCCUGUAAGCACCAGACACUCAAAGCUCUGGGGAACCCCGUCCAGCCUAGGCUUUUAUCUUUACAACCAGGACCAUCACUCAGUCCUCAACCGCAGGGACCAGGAGCCUCCUCCUGUCUGUUCACUAGCACAGCAGAGGUGAGGGGCAUGUGCUUAGACCCAGGCCUCGUUAAAGCCUACUGAGCACUGAAGAUACCCGUGUAGCAUCUUAAGUAUCUGGGCCUGAGUGACUCAGAGGAAGCAGAAUUUUGCUUUGGAGUGGGAGCCAACAGUUUUGUUAAUAACUCGAUGCAGAAUGUUCUAAAAUAAACUGCUCCGGUUUUAUAGCUGGAAGGGAUCCAGAGCCCGUGUAGCCCUCCACUGCAGAUGCUUUGAAUUUAGCUUCCCCGGGCCUCCCCAGAGGGACACGCUCUCCUCUUGGAUGACGUACCCCACAGGAGAGAACCAGCUGACUGCUAGGCAGCUCUAAACUUGGUCAAAGUGUCAGAAUAACCUUGGAGUUGGGUGUGACCUAGAGGGUAGGCGUCGUAGUGAGUUCAAGCCCUACCUCUGCCCUUCUAGGCGGAGCUUCUUGGGCAAGCCCUUUGACCCCUUUGUUCCAGGAUUUCCCUUUGCCAAAGACAAUAACAGGAGUAUUUCCCUCAGGCUGUGGGUUGAUAGUGUGUGACUGCCUGGUAGGAAGAAGAGCUAGUCUUAUGUGGAUAUGGUUGAAUGUGACUUUCUAACAUUCCACUUUCUGGUUUUGUAUCAUCUACCCAGAAGCCCUGCAGUGUUGAGGAGAGCAAUGCCUUCCUCAGAUGCUAAAGUCAGACCUCCCUGGUUCCUCAAAUUAUCACCUUCGUAACUCAGUUUCCGCUCUUCCCUCCCUAUUCUCUGAUGCGGCAGCUUUCCUCUUGGGCUAGGCCAUGGUGGAGGCCUGUGCUGGGGGGAGCUGCAGUAAGUACCAUGUGAGGCUUGUAGUCCCCUCACAGUGACCUGACAACUCGUCGUGGUCCUCAGGGUCCCUCUUAGAGGAAACUCGUCCUCCGGCUUCUUAUGGUGCCGUUGGCUGCCUUGAUACCCAAGGCACCUGUUUGGUUUUGUUGUUGUUUGUUUUUGGUUUGUUUUUCGAGACAGGGUUUCUCUGUGCAGCCCUGGCUGUCCUGGAACUCACUCUUUAGACCAGGCUGGCCUCGAACUCACAGAGAGCCACAGCCUCUGGUUUUCAAGUGCUGGGAUUAAAGGCAUUGCUUGUCUUUUAAACUUUAUCAUUUUUUAAAUAGAUAAAUUCUCAUUUCUAUAAUAUAUUCUGAUCACUGUUUCCGCUCUCUCAUCUCCUUCCAGAUCUUCCCCAUCCAUCCAACCCCAGGCCUUCUUUCUCUUCCUCUCCUUAGAAGACAGAGAGAUUAAAACAAAAUAAGAUAAAUAAAAAGAAAACAUACUCAGUAUUUAAGAAAAAGAGAAAAAAACACAAGGAACACAGGCAAUCCAGAAAACCCACAGAAUCGGAAACCAUAAUAGAUAAGCGAAAAAUUAAAAAGAAAAAAAAAAGGUCAAACAAAGCAUUAUGAGGCAAAAAGAGUUUUCAAAAAUUCUGUCAAGAUGAUUUUACAUUGUUGUUCAUUGCGGGUAUGAUACACCCUUAACCUGUGGUUUAUAUAAUCACAGAAACUCCGUUGGAGAAAACUAAGUUUUCCUUUGCAAUGAGUUGAGAUAGCUUCUGGGUUAGGGUGGGAGAUGACGCUCACUUCCCCUCUCAGUGCUGGGACCUCAUCUUUCUUCCCCUGGAGCUCCCAACCCAAAGGAGCUUCUGUUCAUCUCUCUGCUCCAUGGAUUCAAUUGUUAAGUGAGCUGCCCUCACUGUGGACGGGAGGCCCCAGACUUCAGCAUGGGGCAGAAGGUCCAGUCUGGUGAGGUAGAAUGCCAGGAAGACUGCGCAUGGGUGAGGUAGCAAGGAGCCCACUGUUAGACAACAAUGAGCCCAAGGGAGCUUCAGAGGCGGAUGGGGAUGAGGCCAUCGCAAAAGUCCAUGCCCCCACUCUCUCAGCUUACACACACUGCUCUGUUGGCAUGAAACUGUGCAUGUAUUCAAUGCUAGAGGCUGGACAGAGAACGUGACAGACCUGGUCCUGGGGUCUUUGAUUCUAGCCAGAGAGCCCUAUAGAAGUAUAUGAUGGUGCAGAUAACUUCGAUGGACACCUCCUGUGCACCAGGCACUAGCAUUUUAUGUGCAGUCCUGCGCUUGGCCAUAGGUAAUUUCAUCACGGCUGAGUUUAACAGUGUGCACUUAUAGCAAACUUUAGCAGUUAUGACCUCGCUCUGCGGUGCCAUCUAAGGACUGCCAUGAUUCCUGUGGUCUGUCCUCACCGCUGUGCAGCGCACGGCUACGUUCAUGAUAUGUUUUCCUUCUUUCUUGGAUUACAAUUUGUGUAGAGCAAAAUGUACCAGUUCGAGCAUACAGCUCAAUGACCUUAGACUGGUGCACAUACCCAUGUGAACUACACCACCAUCAAGACAAAAGUCCUUUCUGCCACCCUGCACAUUUCCUAGUGCUGUUGAAUGCUAUUUCUUAUCGUUAUUGUGUUGGAGAGGCGCACGUUAGGACAACGUCACAGACUGGAUUCUGUCCUUCUAUCCUUACAUGGGUUCUGAGAGGCAAACUCAAGUCCCCUGGCUUGCAUGACAAGGGCUUUACCUACCAGGCAUCUCACCAGCCUUCCUAUGUCCUAAUUGCAUCUACUGCUGUGGUUCCUGUCACCUCAGGUCACUUUCGCCUAUUCCAGGAUUCCACAUAAGCGGAGCCCCACCACAUGCAUUCUAAUUCCCGAGUUCUUCCGCCCAACUCGAUGUUUCUGAGACCUACCCGUGUCUUGGACUCACAGUACGAAUUGACCUCUAGCCCUCUAAACCACCCCAUGGUGUGCGUAUCGCUGUUAACCUGCAUUAUGGGUAAAGAAUGAGGGGCUUUGUGGUGGUGAACUCAGUUGUCAGCUUGACACACCUAGGAAGAGAGAGCCUCGGUGAAAGGAUUGCUUCCGUCUGAUUGGCCCGUGAGACACUUUCUUGAUUGCCAAUUGAUAUAGGAGAGCCUGGCCCACUGUGGGCGGUGUCAUCCCUGAGGCUGGUGGGCCUGGUCUGAACAUGAAAGCUAGCUGAGCAAGCCAGAGGGAGAAGCUGAUAAGAAGUGACUCUUGGGGGUUGGGGAUUUAGCUCAGUGGUAGAGCGCUUGCCUAGGAAGCGCAAGGCCCUGGGUUCGGUCCCCAGCUCCAAAAAAAAAAAAAAGAACCAAAGAAGUGACUCUUGAUGGUUUCUGCUUCAAGCUCUUAGCUUUUCUUACACCGUAAGUUGUAAGCUGAAGCAAACCCCUUUCUCUUCCUGUUGCUUUUGGUCAUGGUGUUUAUCGCAGCAACAGGGAAGCAAAUCAGGGCAAGCUUUUUUUAAAAAAAUUCCAUAUGGUGAUAAGGACCCGUAGGACAAAGCAGGGUCACGUGGUCUGGGGCCACGGUGGUGUCACAUUCAGCAGAAAGGACCAGUGGGCGUGUCCUGGCAGAUCUGUGACUGUAUAGACGGAUGCAGCUUUGGGGUAUUGUGUGUGAGGGGCCACACAGCUGUGGUUAGGGGGAAGGAGACUGGGGGCAGUGGGUCUUGGCUAUUGUUCCUGAAGAUGGGCUGUAGAGUACAUGGAUCCAGAGAUGGUUCAGGGAGAGUGUUUUAGGGAAUCGAGACUUGGAGUUUCUUCUGAUUUGGGGCGAAACAAGCUAAGAGGCAAGCGCAUGCCGUCCGAUAGCUUCUGUGUCUGCUGUAGCUGCAGGCACCGAGGGACGCACUUGGGGGUUGGGGAAGCUUUGAGCUGUGGCUAACAGAGAACCUAACCGAGCAUCUUCAUCUGUGUGGAUGCAGAUGAGUUUCUUGGACACAGGAAAGCCCAGCUGGUCUCAUAGCCAGCUUUCGCCUGCCCCUUCCCUGCCUGCCAGGAGAACUAGAACAGCACCCGUGAAAACCAUGCCCUGUUCACUUUUACUGUCUACCUGAAAGUACCAUGUGAAGAUUUGACCUCUAUGCCAUGGAAAAGCACUCUAAUGACCCGCUUCUUUGAAGUCUUAAAAGCACUCGCAGCUCUGUCCUCGGGUGCCCCCUUCUCUGCCUGUUAUCUCGGGGGUUGGCAAGUGGCAGGCGGGCUCCGCCCUAGGAGUGUGAGCCGCUCUGCCCUCAGGAAGUUUGCUCAUGGGGGCUGGUCCUGUGCUCCGGUGAUAGGAGCCUGGUGCUAUGCCACCAAGGAGCAGAGGAAGUGACCAGAGAGGCUUAGGAAAGAUUGCUCUCCUCAUCCAGAAACAACACUUGAAAUGGAAACAGAAAAAGGCCGAAAGAGACCUGAUGUAACAGACCUUGGAGGGAGAUGAGCGCGGGAGGUCUUUGCCCACCCUUUGCGAGCUUUUCGAGCUGCUUGUUGGAGUUACACUUGGUUCUUCCUCCCAGCCCCAUGCUCUCAGAAGGCCAGACCGGUCAUCACUGUGGAUGUCUCCAUCUUCCUGCCGGGCUCCAUCAACAUCACAGCACCUCAGUGUCACGAUGGACAGCAGCCUGUGAACUGCCUGAAUGUCACGGUGUGCUUCCGAUUCCACGGCAAGAACGUACCAGGAGAAAUCGGUCUGAACUACAAUCUGACGGCUGAUGUGGCACAGAAGGAGAAGGGCCAGCUGCCCAGGGUCUAUUUUGUGUUGCUGGGAGAGACUGCAGGGCAGGUCUCGGAGAGGCUGCAGCUGACCCACAUGGAUGAGGUGUGUCAUCACUACGUGGCCCACGUCAAGCGGAGAGUCCAGGAUGUCAUCAGCCCCAUUGUGUUUGAAGCUGCCUACAGCCUGGGUGAGCACGUGAUUGGUGAGGAGGACCGGGAGCUGCCAGACCUGACACCAGUGCUUCGCUGGAAGAAGGGACAAAGGAUUGCUCAGAAGAACCAGACAGUCUUUGAAAGGAAUUGCCGCUCUGAGGACUGUGCUGCUGAUCUGCAACUUCGGGGGAAACUGCUGCUUUCCAGUGUUGAUGAGAAGACCACACACCUGGCUUUGGGGGCGGUGAAGAACAUCUCUCUGAACAUCUCCAUCUCCAACCUUGGAGACGACGCCUACGACGCCAAUGUGUCCUUCAAUGUCUCCAGGGAGCUCUUCUUCAUCAACAUGUGGCAGAAGGAGGAGAUGGGCAUUUCCUGCGAGCUGCUGGAAUCAGACUUCCUCAAGUGCAGUGUGGGAUUUCCCUUCAUGAGGUCAAAGUCUAAGUAUGAAUUCAGUGUCAUCUUUGAUACAAGCCACCUGUCUGGAGAAGAGGAAAUUCUCAGCUUCAUCGUGACUGCUCAGAGCGGCAACAUGGAGCGCUCUGAAGCCCUGCAUGACAACACUCUCACACUGACAAUACCACUGGUGCAUGAAGUGGACACGUCCAUCACUGGAAUUGUGUCCCCAACCUCCUUCGUGUAUGGCGAGUCUGUGGACGCAUCCAACUUCAUUCAGCUGGAUGACCAGGAGUGCCACUUCCAACCAGUCAACAUCACUCUCCAGGUCUACAACAUGGGCCCCAGCACCCUUCCUGGGUCUUCUGUCAGCAUCUCCUUCCCCAGCCGGCUGUCACCUGGUGGUGCAGAGAUGUUUCAGGUUCAGGACAUGGUGGUGAGCCAAGAGAAGGGUAACUGCUCCUUACAAAGGAACCCAACCCCCUGCAUCAUCCCUCAAGAACAAGAAAACAUCUUCCACACCAUAUUUGCUUUUUUCUCCAAGUCCGGAAGAAAAGUGUUGGACUGUGAAAAGACAGGGAGCUUCUGCCUAACACUGCACUGCAACCUUAGCGCCCUCCCUAAAGAGGAGAGCCGCGCCAUCGACCUGUACAUGCUACUGAACACGGAGAUUCUGAAGAAGGACAGCUCCUCUGUCAUCCAGUUCAUGGCUCGAGCCAAGGUGAAGGUGGAGCCUGCUCUGAGAGUGGUGGAGAUAGCUAACGGGAACCCAGAAGAGACUCUGGUGGUCUUCGAGGCCUUGCACAACCUGGAACCCCGUGGCUACGUCGUGGGCUGGAUCAUCGCCAUCAGUUUGCUGGUGGGGAUCCUCAUUUUUCUGCUGCUGGCUGUGCUGCUGUGGAAGAUGGGCUUCUUCCGUAGAAGGUACAAAGAAAUCAUCGAAGCUGAGAAAAACCGGAAAGAGAAUGAAGAGGCUUGGGACUGGGUCCAGAAGAACCAGUGACCCCACCGCACCAGUCAUGUGAUGUCCCUCGUGUCCCCAUCACCAGCCUGAGGUCCUUGAUCUUUGUAUCUUCCAUAUUUGGAAGAAAGAAAUCUUCUCCAGAUUUUUCGGAGGCCCCACUGAUGCUGUUCUCUUCCUCAUCCUGUCAAGCCCGGUGCCGACCUGAGAUGGCCACCUCCAGCCAGGUCACAUGACCGGGGCCACCGCCACUCCCCUUUACGAGAUGAACUCAGACAGAACAAAGCAAUAUUUAUGGAUACAACAUUGUGUGGUCAACCCUCAGGGGAAAACUGUUAACCUAAAGUAUUUUUUAUAAAUGUAAGCCUUUUAUAUUGACCAUGUCUUUAUAUUUGUAUCAAUGUUUUAUUAUUUCUAUUAAAUAGUUCUAUAACUCACUCAAGCACUGAAAUCUUGGAGAUACAUAUACCUGCAUACAAAUUUUAAAGAGAAGAACUUAUUCAACUCUGGAACUUGUUGUUGGGGAAGGAAGAAAAAAAAACUUGCAGAUAAAACAAACUGAAGAAACCUCGUGAAAUGAAUCCACCAAGCUGGACGCACUGAAAAAGCACCAAGGGUAUGGCAGGGUCACCUAAGACAUUUAUUCCCUGUUGUGACCACCUGGAGUCAAGUUCGGAGAGCUUGAAGCAUCGGUGUUUUUUCUUACGGACCUCUCACUGGGAGACUCAGCAGGAACUGGGAUGGAGCACCAGGUUUCCUCCUAGCAGAUGCUCCAUGCCAUCCUGACUCAUGUGACAGGCACUGAACCCUCCUCUGGAGUCAGCAAGUGCUGGAUGGACAACUGGUCAACCUCAGAAUAGCAUCUCAUCCCAGACACCAUUCGCCAGGGUUCAGAGUCCAGGACUGAAGCUGUGUUCUCUCAGCAAAGAUCUGUGUCUCUGUGUGUAAGCUGUCACCUUGUGGUGUAGUGUUAGCACAAGGCUCUCCAUUUCUUUUGUCACUCUUGCUGUCCCCAACUGGUGGUGCUGCAGACACCUUCCCAGAAAGAGUCACCCCACAUGGCUUGUGUUUAUGUCUUAGGUGGAACUUUCAGGAGGCAAACCCUGAAAUAGGACUUGGAUGCAAAUAACUUAUUGAGGAAGUCUUCCCAGAAGGUAACAAUGAGGAAGUUGAGAAUAUAAGACAGGAGAGUAUGGGAGCCAGGUGACAGUGUAGUGUCCCUUCAGGAGACAACCCAGGAGGUGGCUUCAGACCAAGUAGAUCUAGUGGGCAAGUCGGGCUCAGGAACCUGGACUUUUGUAAUCCCAACCUGCAGGGGAUUGAAACUUGGUGCCCUUAGUUCUUGCUGACAAGAUGACUCCGUCAUCCAGAGGAGAGCUUUUGGGGGCACCCUCAAGAAAGGAGACCCAGGGUGUUGGGGAUUUAGCUCAGUGGUAGAGCGCUUGCCUAGGAAGCACAAGGCCCUGGGUUCAGUCCCCAGCUCCGAAAAAAAAUUAACAAAAAAAAAAAAAAGAAAGAAAAGAAAAGAAAGGAGACCCAGAGGUCAUACCAAGAACUCUGAGCCAAGAGCUUUGGUGCCCCUUCCCCCACACAAGUGCACGCUUUGUAUAACCAAAAAGGCCAUGAUUCUAAGCUGAUCCUAGAAGUCAAAUGUUGCAUCUGACCCUGGAAUGGAGAUGGUAGUCACUACAGGGAAGGGCAGCCCAGGAAACCAGUGCACACCCAGCUCUUGAGUUUUAUCAAAAGAAAUAAGGAAAGAAAUCUUCCCAGCCAUGUACAUCCUAGUCUGUGGGUCAGGCCCUGUGCUGGAUGCUGGUGGAUCCCCCUGAGAGCACAGUCACCUCAUGCCCCAGGGUGGUAAGCCCUCCCACAAUAGGCAUGGGGUGUGGGUUCUUCAUGAACCCCAUUUGCAGCUGUUCGAUGAUGAUUGUGAACCGCAUCAUGGUUUCCUUUAAUAAAUCACUUGAGAGUCUUGGGUGGUGAGACCGCUACAGAACCAUCUGCAAGUUUAGUCAAAGACAUCUGUCCCUGCUGGCAUACUUCCUGCACAGGGUGUGGCUGCAUCAGUGGAGAAGGGUGACUCACGUACACAGCUCAGCAGAGCCGCACCUGAGAAGUCACGGAAGGCAAGAAAGGUAGACUAAACUCUGGAAUCUGGCCACUUGGGCCUGAUCUCAGAUGGUGAGACCUCAUGAAUAGUCAUGGGCUCAGAAGGUCACCAUAACCUCAGGAGGCAGGUUUUAAGAAGACUACAUGGUGGCUCGGGAAGCAAAUCCUAACAGGCACGGUAGGGGAGAGGAGGCAAAGGCCUUUCUGACAAUGUUGAGAGCUAGGGCUGUGGCUGCCUGGCACAGAGGCGGGGGAAGAGGGUGGGGGUCAUGGAAUUCUCUCAACUGGGUUGCAGGUGGGUUAAUGUGCCUACGUUACCUCUUUCUAGAACGUUCUUUUAAAAAGCCCCCUGUGGGUAGCCCAUUCUUGUGCCUCUGAGUUCAUCCUGCAGACAUUCUCUGGGGCGCUACCAUUUGUCUAUGUACAGGUUUUAGUUGUGUCUUCUGUGGUUUUAACCAGCUCAAGAAGGUCUAGAGCACCCCCAAAGUGAGCCCAGCCACAAAGAGGCUAUGAAACUUAGACACACAAGAACACUAGCAGGAGGGACCCAUAGGCACACCCUCUGUCUUGUCACUGUGGUCUCAGGCAAUGCUUUGGGAAAGCACCUCAGGGCUCAGAGGUUUGACAGGUUGCAUGAAGUCAUCCGUCCAAGUCCCCCCUCCAUCCAUUCUUUUGCACCCCCACCACUGACACCCCACCCCACCCUCACGCACUACUAAAGCCAAAGGCAAGGGAAUCAUUAAAUAAACAGCGUACUGUUGGGACGUCCCAGUGACCAGUGACCCCUGUUGCGUGCUACCUGUUGAGCCCCAGUGUGGUAGGUGUGGAAACGUUAUUCACAUUUAUUUAAGGAUGAGACAACUUUAUACCCAAUUACCUGGGAAACAGAAACCUAGGAAAGGAGAGCCCAACGUCAACUUCCUGAAACUUAGAGGCUACUACGAAGCACUGUCAUUUGAUGGGAGGAGCUCCGGGACAGAGCGCUUGCCCGACACACGGGAAGCACCGGGUUCGUUCCCUAGAAUCCCCCCUCCCCGAUAUCACUUGGGGGAGCCAUCCCUUGAGUAAACAAAAGGCAGGAAGUGGAUAUUCUCAUUAUUAUUCCACGAUUCCUAGAGAACACAGAACUUUAAUAGAUGUGGGUUCCGGUUGUGGAGUAUAUGUUCUAUGAUAAUGACGGAAGGGAGGCUGCAGAGCCCCUGGGGCCGAGUGAGCCUUCUAGAAUGCCUUCUGAGUUUUCAGCACGUGGGGAGCGGUGAGUAGAUCACCCUGACAGCAGUGAGGCGAUGUGGUGCUCUCUACGGCUGAUCUGCAUCUCGAUCUGUUAUGGCGUUUGGUCUGGUUUGCUUUGUGUGAUCCCAAUGUGCACAGUGUGAUGGGCGGUGUGGGUUUAAGAUUUAUGAGUGGUUUGUUGCAUGGCAGGCAUCUCUGCUCUCUGCAUGUCUGCAGCUUUACACACACACACACACACACACACACACACACACACACAGCCCGAGAGGAUCAGAGUGGGAGGGCCGCCCUUCCUCACUGUGUCUUGUGCACAUGUCUCUCUCUGCGGUCACUUCUGAAUCACUUGCACUGUUUAGGAGAUGCCAGGUUUACAGAAAUAAGUGUUUAGAAUAAAAUAAACAAAAAUGGCUUCAAAUGAUA